ACGCCGGGAGGGGUCCUCCGGAGCCUCCCCUCGACUCCCUCCGGGGUGCUUCCCUCGCCUUCCUUUCAAGUGCAGUGACAAGGCCAGCCCUUCCAGGGGUUGGGGGUGGGAAAGUGGGGCAGACAGAGGAAGCUCGUGAGUGGGGAUAGUUCGAGGGGGGGGGCACCUACCUUCUCUGUGUCUCACCCAGCCACCAGCACCACCCCCAGCCCAGUUAGGAGGUGCAAAACCUGAGGCUGCAGGAGUAGGCCCUUUCUCGGGCCCAGCGAGAAGUCUGGGCCCCCUGUGGGUUAAAGAACCGUUUCUUUGGAUUUGGAGAGUCAGGGACGAAAGGGCUUAAGGGGGCCCUAGUACUGUUUCCCCCCCCUUAAAAUACCUUAACAUCGAAGAGGAGGGAGCCAGAAUUUGCCCCUUUCGGGUGCUUAGGGGUGAUCGCUGUGUCUGCCAGGGUCAGCUCAGAGGAGGAGGUGAGAAACGGGUUAGCACACAGAUGCAGUUCAACUGGGAUACAUUGCAGUGGGAAACAGGCCUUUUCUGUAUAACGCUGGUUACUGCUUUAUGUGGUGUUUUUUCCUUUCAUUUUUCUCCAUCUCCUUUUUUCCCCCCUGAGUGUGUGUGUACACAUGUGUGUUUGCAGUAUGAAUCGGUCUGUGUUGCUGAAAGGGAACUCUUAAAAUUUGAGGCAGUGGCUAAAUGUAAUAGAUGUGAUAUUGCUGUUUUUUAAAAAAUGUUUUGAAAUGUGUCGUGCAUCUAUUUGGGUCAGGAUAUAUGGACUAUUGUGCGCUCCUUAUCAUUUGUGUACUUAUGAUUACACAGAGGGAAGGAGUUUUGAAAUUUUCAUAGAACUGUGUAGUUAUUUGCCGCCUGUGCAAUGAAGUUCUCCUGUUUUAAUAUAAAAAACACGGAAUACUAUUAGAUUGCCAUCCUAUGCACACUUGGUGGGAAUCAAUUUCCAAGAAGCCAUGUGUAGGAUUGAAUGAAAAGCCAUGCUUCUUCCUUUUAGCAACAGCUUAUGUGUAAUGUCAGUUUCUACAACUUCCUCAUGUCCACAUAUUGUGAACUUACUGUUUUCUUUUGCCCUUUCCAAAGAACCAUUAGAACAGAGAAGAAAUUAUAAGCAUACUGUAGUCUUAAUCUCAAAACUCUUGACUGUCGAUGUGUAUAUUCUCACAUCUAUAAAGCAUUCAGAACACUGACAAAUAUGGGUAAUAUAUUAAAGCAUCCUGUACAAGCCCUGCCAAGGGGGAUAGGGUGACAGUUAUCUUGAUAGUUCACAAGGUCCAGCUCCUGGCGUGUCAAGUUAAAAAGAUCUCAGGCAGCACAGCUAGGAAAGGCACUUGUCUGUGACCUUGGAAGACUGCUGUCAGUCAGCAUAGACCACAGUAGAUUACGUACACCUUGAUGUAUGAUAGUCACAGGUUUAGCAUUAUUAUAAAUAAGGUUUCUGUCAGUUUAUAACUUUUUGACAGAUAUGUUUACGAGACAGUCCAGUGUUUAAAAUUUGUUAUAUUUUCCCGCUCCACAACUUUUUUGUGCAAAUUGACUUGAUUAUGGGAUGAGAACGGAACACCUUUCCCCCUGUAGAAUGCAAUAUAACAUUUACUUACAGAAUUAAGGAAUUAGUUAAGAUAUCCAACAACCAUGCAGUGCAUCAGCACAGAUCAGGAGCUAGUGUAAAUUAACACAGUUUAAGUGUAGUUGAACUUUUCCACUUACACGAAAUUUUACAAGUGCUUUUUUCAGAGAGCUGAGCAACCUGUGAGAUAUUGCUAGACUACAACUCCCAUCAUCCCUGGCUGCUGAUACAAGUAUCAUAUUCACUAUCCAGAUUUGCAGGUUGAGAAGAGUUUUGAACUGACACAGAAUUUUAGUUGGAUCAAUGAACAAUCAUUCAAACUACUGUAACGUAGCGUGCUGAAUGGAUGAUUACAUUGUGAAUCAAGCAAAGAAAGCAAUAGAUGCCUGCUAUACAGGUCCCUUUAUAAAUCAGUGUAGGAAACCUGUGCCUCUUCAGAUGUUGCUGGUACACAACUCACAUAAGAAUAUAAGAUGAGCAUGCUAGAUCAGUCCUGUUGCCCAUUUUAUCCAGCAUUCUGUUCUCACUGUGCAACCAGAUGCCUGUGGGAAGCCUACAAGCACAACAUGAGCAGAACAGCACUCUGCCUACCUGUGAUUUCCAGCAACUGGUAUUCAGAGACAUAAUGCCUCAGAGCAUGGAGGUAGAACAUAGCUGUUAUAGCUAGUAGCCCUUGAUAGCCAUGUCCUCCCCUUGCCAAUCCUCUUUUCAAGCCAUCCAAGUUGGUGGCCAUCACUGUCUCCUAUGGAAGGAAGUUUCAUUAUUUAACUAUGUACAGCAUGCUUUGUGCAGGGGGCACAGAUUGUUUUUAUUCAUGUUCCUGCAGGGUUAACAGCCACUUGCCACGAUUGCUAAAUAGAACCUUCAUGUGCAGAAGCAGUUUGUCCUUGAAAACCAGGUGCUGGGGCAAGCAGGAGACAACUGUCUUUUUAAUGUCGUAUUUAUAAGCUUUCAGAAACAUCUACCUGGGCCUUGCUGGAAACAGUGCUGGACCUUCUGAUCCAGCAAGGCAAUAAUAUUUAGAAGCACACCAUGCUUUUAAAUAAGCUUCAGACCACUGCUUCCUGAUACACUCUUUCACACCAGUAGCUUUCCCCCCCCCCCAAAUACAUUAAUCUAUUGUCCAUUUCUUCAUAACUUUUACCUAGUCCAGGAAAUUGUGUUCACAGGUAGCUAUGCUUGUUCCUGAAAAGCUGCUUCCCUCUCUCCUUGCAUUGGAGAUAAAAGUUAUCAGCAAGAGAGCACCAGUCACUUGUUAGGUAGGUGUAGUAGCAGUGGAAAAGCCCUCCUCACUUUCCCCCUAACACAGCAUGAACUGAAAGUAUAUUGGAUAGGGAGAACUAAGCAUGUUGUUGGAUGGCAUUUAUUUUUCUUCCAUGCAAUUGACUUUUCUUGCCAUGUUACAAUACAUGAGGACAUAGUUUGGGUGUGUAGAUGUUUGCUGUAGGGUCAUUAUAGUAGAUAAAAUUAUUUGCAAGACAGGACUUCAACGGGUUAAGAAUCCAUUUCUGUUUACUGGUGAUGCGGUGAUGUACCAAAGGGAUAUUUGAUGCUGUCCUUUCGAAAUGGAGGAGGAAACUGUUUCUCAAUCGCAGCGGUUGGAUUCUGAAAUAAGUAUUGAACAUCAAGUGUGUGUAUUUGCCCUCAAAAGGUGGAAUUUGCAUAGUAACAGCUUUGCUUUCCACAGAUCAGUGAGCAUGCUUUAAGGAAAACUACAUUGCAGAGGCUUUUAAACAAAGCUAUACAAACUUUGAGUCAUUUUACAUAUAUGACUUUAAAAAGCAGUAUACUGUACUUCCCAAAACAAACUGACAUUCAUCGGAUAACACAAAACUUUAAACAAAUGAUAAAGGAGCUUGUAAAAGCAUUAAACAGGAGAAUAAAUUCUAAUGUUAAUGUCUCUAUCAAUCAUGAUUUGCACAGGUUUGCAUAAUGUUAUCUUCAGAAAAGGGAUGAGUUGAUGGCUUUCGUUCCUCUGAAAUGUGAUAGAUAGUGCCAAUAUGCAUUGGCUAAAUUUAUGCCUAACUUCAAACCCUUGUUCCUGUAACUCUUCCAGAACACCACACUUUGCCAUCUGCAUGCAUUCAACUUUAGUCUUCAUCCCCAACCAAAACCUAGCGCAAUACCUAGAUGUGUCUACUCAUAAGUAAGUCCCACUGAGUUCAAUAUGGGUGUAGGAUUGCAGCCAUAGCGUGUAAAACUCACUUUGAUGCCUCUUUCUCUUUGUUGUCUGAACUUCUACACUGCUGAAAUCUAAAUUUGUAAUCUCCUUUUCACAGGGAUCUUUAUGUUUUGCUUCUGUUUCUUUGGAAAGUUCACAUACACUUAUAGUUCCACAUUAAUAACUAGUGAAAUGUUUGUUGCUACCGGUGUGGGUGGGGGUUGUCCAUUUUGAGAGAGGGAUUCUAUCAGGCAUCCCCAAACUCUACCCUCCAGAUGUUUUGGGACUACAAUUCCCAUCAUCCCUGACCACUGGUCCUGUUAGCUAGGGAUGAUGGGAGUUGUAGUCCCAGAACAUCUGGAGGGCCGAGUUUGGGGGUGCCUGGAUUAUAUAUUUAAAGAGGUGCACCAUGCCUUCCUGCAGAAUCCUUGUCACCAAAUUCUAGACAGCUAAGGAUGGAGGGACAAGAUUUUAACUUUCUGUAAUCGUUUGUGUAGGUGACACACUUUCUUUUCCCAAGGAAAUGAAUGUCAAUCAUGCCAUUAUAGCAGAAGGUAAAAGGAUGCAUUCAGAGACAUCACCAGGGAAUACUCUGAAGACAGCAACUCUGAACCAAAUGUGGAUUUGGAGAAUCAGUACUAUAACUCUAAAGCCCUGAAGGAAGAUGACCCCAAAGCAGCGCUCAGCAGUUUUCAGAAGGUUUUGGAGCUUGAAGGUGAAAAGGGAGAAUGGGGAUUCAAAGCAUUAAAACAGAUGAUAAAAAUAAAUUUCAAAUUGACUAACUUUCCUGAAAUGAUGAACAGAUAUAAACAACUAUUGACAUACAUACGGAGUGCAGUUACAAGGAAUUAUUCGGAAAAAUCCAUCAAUUCGAUUCUUGAUUAUAUCUCCACUUCCAAGCAGAAUUCUGAUUUUUUAUGCCAGAUGGAUUUGCUUCAGGAAUUUUAUGAGACAACACUUGAAGCUCUGAAAGAUGCUAAGAAUGAUAGAUUGUGGUUUAAGACAAACACAAAGCUUGGCAAAUUAUAUUUAGAACGAGAAGAGUAUGGGAAACUACAAAAGAUUUUGCGCCAGCUCCAUCAGUCAUGCCAGACUGAUGAUGGAGAAGACGACCUUAAGAAGGGUACUCAGUUAUUGGAAAUAUAUGCUUUGGAAAUUCAAAUGUAUACAGCACAGAAAAAUAAUAAAAAACUUAAAGCACUAUAUGAACAGUCAUUGCACAUCAAGUCUGCCAUCCCCCAUCCACUGAUCAUGGGGGUCAUCAGAGAAUGUGGUGGUAAAAUGCACCUAAGAGAAGGUGAAUUUGAAAAGGCACAUACUGAUUUCUUUGAAGCGUUCAAGAAUUAUGAUGAAUCAGGGAGUCCAAGAAGAACCACUUGCUUAAAAUAUUUGGUCCUAGCAAACAUGCUGAUGAAGUCUGGAAUAAAUCCAUUUGACUCUCAGGAGGCAAAACCAUACAAAAAUGAUCCAGAGAUUCUAGCAAUGACAAAUUUAGUAAGUGCCUAUCAGAAUAACGACAUCACUGAAUUUGAGAAGAUUCUGAAGACAAAUCACAGUAACAUCAUGGACGAUCCCUUCAUAAGGGAACACAUUGAAGAACUUUUGCGAAACAUCCGAACACAAGUGCUUAUAAAAUUAAUUAAGCCUUACACAAGAAUACAUAUUCCUUUUAUUUCUAAGGAGUUAAACAUAGAUGUAGCUGAUGUGGAGAGCUUGCUUGUGCAGUGUAUACUGGAUAACACUAUUCAUGGCCGAAUUGAUCAAGUCAAUCAACUCCUUGAGCUGGAUCAUCAGAAGAGGGGUGGAGCACGGUAUACUGCAUUAGAUAAAUGGACCAACCAACUAAAUUCUCUCAAUCAGGCCGUAGUCAGCAAGCUGGCUUAACCAACAACAGGCAAUUACAAAAUGUACUUAAGGCAACAGCGCAGUGAUGUAAACCUUAAAAACUGGGAAUGGCAAAACUACUGUCGGUUGGUGUGCCCUGAAAUUAUUGGAGUUAAUGGCAGAAGUGCUUUUUUGAUCAGCUGGUUUGUGUUUUGCUGCUGCAUUUAUCCCAAGAAAAAACAGCUUUAAUCUCCAGAAGAAAACCAAAUGCCACGGGAUUUAUGCUGUGUUGACAUCUUGCCCUCACCACGCAACACCCUAAUAAUUUGUCAAGGGGCAACAGAGCGAAGGUUUUGUUUGUCAUGAUUUUAAAUACACUGACACGUUCCUGUUGGUUUAAAUUUAAACAUGUUUUACCUGCAGAAAAAAGAAAUCUCACAAAAAAAUAACCUGCAAUAACUUGAAAUGCAUACCCCUUUUGAACACUUCCUUUUUCUCAUGUAUAAAUCAAAAUGUUUGCUGCAUUUUGCAAAAUGUCAAUUCUCCAAAAAUGUGUCCGUAUAUUUCUGUACCUGCAGUGUAGUAAAGGUUUAGAAGAAACCCCGUAAUUAUGGUGGCAUACUGUCACUUAGGUUUCAAGCAGCAAAAAUAAACAGUGCAGUUCAGAAAUUGUACAGUUUUUGUUUCUUGAUGUGUUUUUCGUUAUGUGGCUGGCUUAGAGAUUCAGGGAGAGUGUUGUUGCUUUCUGUCUGUAUUUUGAAAGCACUCUGAAGGUCAGGGGCACCAUCUAUGAAGCUCUGCUGCUAAACAACUGCAAUCUGUCAAAGGGGCUUAUGUGAAACUUCCACACAUGCCACAUUUUCUUAGUGCAAGCCUAAUACUGCCUGCUCCGUGGCUAGUCAGUCAAGAGCACUCCACUGGCAUCUUCCCUUUCAGUUUCAAAGAAGAAUGUUCUUGCUAACCAUAGUUAGGGUCAAACCACAUUUUGCAGCUGGAGUUGGAAUGGGUUUGUAGACUGGCUGAACUAAAUUUAAUUAAUGAAAAUACAAGUGCAGAUGUAAUCUUAACCAUAUUAGCCAGGCAUCCCUAAACUUCAGCCCUCCAGAUGUUUUGGACUACAAUUCCCAUCUUCCCCAACCAACGGUCCUGUUAGCUAGGGAUCAUGGGAGUUGUAGGCCAAAACAUCUGGAGGGCCGCAGUUUGGGGAUGCCUGCUAUUAGCUCUGAAACUGAAAGGGAGGUGGGAAAUAUCCACAUUGGGUUGCAAACCUGUGGGAUACGCUUGAUUAUCUAAUGUGAUUAGGUAAUUGUGCAACAGUUUAGCAGGCUGCACCUAUUAACUUAAAUGUUGCACGCGUGUUUAAGUAUUACUCUUUGGUAUUUAUAUGCAAAUGCUAUUGAUCAAGCAUUACCAAUUUAACUGUUUGCUAAUGUACAACCCUUUCUUAAGAGUGUCAUAGCCACUGUUUUGGCACAUUGCAGAACUGGAUUUUUAAAUCUUGGAUUUAGAUAAACAUGGGCUGUGGUUGAUGGGAUUGCUCAGACAAGUGGUGCCAAAUGGAAGUUUGUGGUUUUACUCUUUUUAAAAGAAAAGGGGGAGAAACUAUAAAUAAAAACUGUAGAAACUAAGACCAGCAUUCAGGAGUCAUACCUGAUGGCUAUGGAGUCAGAAUUGGUCUUUUCAUGAGGAUUUCUGAAGUGGCAGGCAGGUGGACUACAGACAGUUCUUUCACAGCCUGCCAAUAGGAAGCAGUAGAGGGUAUUUCAAAGCAUUAUUGCAGCUGAGACUGUUAGGUUUCCAUAUGGAAUCUGAUAGAAUAUGGUUAACAGAAGUAAAACUUUGAAAAUGAGUGUUGGUUGGCUUUUUGUUCUUUUCAUAGUAAAUUCCUAGAAUUUAGGGGAAUGUGGUUGUGGAAAUAUUUCUGAAAGCCUGCAGGGUGUGUCCAAAGAUGGAGUUUUUGUCCUGCCUGCCCUUGCUUCUCCUCCUCUUCCAUGUCCUGCAGCUGCUUCCCAUUCUGUAUCCUUAUGUCUUCCCUUUGUACUAGCAGCACUGGUGAAAGGAUAAUCCUGGUUCAUACAUUUUAGCUGUCUUGUGAACUUUCCCUUCCACCCUCACAUGGCAUCCCUUUUGAGAACAUGCUGGAUCAAGCAAAGUGCUGUUUUAUAACACGAUGUCUCUAAGAGGAGGAGCGCUACAGGUGAUAUGCCUACCAAGAUUUUUUAUUUUUUUGCAAUGAUGUCCCUUGCUGAUUUUGUUUUUUUAAGCUACCGCAGUCUUGAAAAUUGCAGUAGCCAUGUGUACAGCUGCCACGUAGAGGCACUGUUGCGUUCGAAUGUUGCCUCCGCAUGAUGCUGGCUAGAAGCUCACUGGUGCCUUCAUGUGCUAUAGGGCAUGUGAGCAGGACCAAAUAAUUUCUUACUGCUUGUAUAACACACUAUAUAGUAGUACAUUCAAUCCCCUAGGCCAAUAGCUUUCAAACUUCUGCCAUGGAAAUCCUGAAUGUUGCACAGCAUUCUGAAAUAGGUUCUAGUGCACAUUAAGCUCUCAAGAGGUGGUACUGUUCCACAUGAACUGAAAGUACAUUCUAGAAGAUGUCUUAACAAGGGUUCCUGGAACACAAUCACAAUGUGAAUGUCUCCUCCCCACUCUUUAAAAAAACUCACAUAGGUAACUGUGGGGUUGUUUGUUUGUUUUUUACUUGAGCUUUAAACAAUGAGGAUUUUAUUGUCCAGGGCUGAAUUACGUACUGUGUAUCCAAAUGGAUUUCCCCACCUCCUUCCAUUAAACAUUAUGCAAAUCUGGGAAAUGGCUUGUCAUUUUAGGUAGGAGCCAAAAUUUAUGUCUGAAAUCAGGUGGCUAGCUUUCUUUCAUAGAUGUUAACAAGGAGCAG
Zootoca vivipara (common lizard) is the source of this 8451-nucleotide messenger RNA. NCBI's taxonomy places the organism in Eukaryota, Metazoa, Chordata, Lepidosauria, Squamata, Lacertidae. The record is from RefSeq and is a predicted model, not a curated record.